Messenger RNA from Kalmanozyma brasiliensis GHG001, 1011 nucleotides. RefSeq names its product Alpha/beta hydrolase fold-3. The transcript has a single exon. The coding region runs from base 1 to 1011 and encodes 336 amino acids. The record is from RefSeq and is a predicted model, not a curated record. NCBI's taxonomy places the organism in Eukaryota, Fungi, Basidiomycota, Ustilaginomycetes, Ustilaginales. Gene Ontology annotation, molecular function: serine-type peptidase activity. Gene Ontology annotation, biological process: proteolysis.
AUGUCGACUCCAUCACCUCAGACGUACACCUACAAGACGUUUACCAACACCGACGGCGAGCAGACUGCCAUCCCCGUCGACGUCUACAUCCCCGAGACCGAUGCUCAGACCAAACUGACUCCGGUCGUAUGGGUGCACACCGGCGGCUUCCUGCAGGGCACACGCAGGUUCGUUCCGCCCCACUUCCUGCGAGCGCUCGCAAAGCACAACCUAGCGCUUUUAGCCCCCGAUUUUCGCCUCUGCCCCCAGGUGUCCAUCUUGGAAGUGCUCGAGGAUGUGACAGACUGCGUGCGAUGGACUCUCGACCCGGAAGUCAGAGCUGCUUCGGGGUUCACAUCUGACCGCGUGGCAUCCGACAAGUACAUCUUGGGUGGCUCCAGCGCUGGAGGCUGGCCUGCACUGCUUCUCGGUCUCGGGCUGCACGAGCAAUCGAAGCGCCUUCCUCGCCCGCCGAGCGCCGUCUUUGCCAUUUACGCCAUCACCACCGUCACCGAAAGUCUGGCGCCAUUCUUCUACGAGCCGCAAAAGCCUCUUUCAUGGGCUGUGGACGGGAAGCUCAUCGAGAAGGAGCCGAUUGAGCGCGAGGGUCACCUCGAAAAGUGUCUCGACAAAGACCAUCAGUUGCUCAAGUUGUCGUCGGUCAAGAUUCGCACCGAGGCACCUCCGGCCAGCAACCCUGUCCGUGCAGCCCUCUACAACUUUGCCAGACAGGAAGGCGUCUAUCCGACACUCAUCCUGCAGGACCCAUCAGAAGCCCCGAAAGUGUGCACGCCAUCCUUGAUCAAGUCUGGGGUAAAGGCAGCAACGACGCCCGUGCUAAUUGCGUAUGGCGACUCAGACCCAAAGGUGCCCCACUCGCAGUCGUUGCACGUCGUCGAUGCGCUCAAGACUGUCGGGUACGACGACAAGACGCUGCUCGUAAUUGAAGAGAAGGGGGCUGAUCACCUCUUCGACAUGGAAGCAGAGAAGGAGGUCGACGGCAUGUGGGAUUGGCUCGCUAAGAAGCUCUAA